UUUGAGAAGGGGACCCACAAGAGACACAAAAUGCACGCCCCCACGCCACAUCCUUUUUACCCAGCAAUGGGUUAACACUGUCAACAGCCAGGCCACCUCGCAGCGGCCGCGGAGUUGCAGGCCCGCCCCCGCCGGGGUGUGGCGCUGUCCCCCUGGCACGGGGCGGGGAAGGAGGGGCGCGCGGCGGCCGGGCGGGGCGAGCGGAGGCGAGUGGAGGACGCGUAGACUCGCCGCGGUCCCCGCCUGCCGCUGCCCCGCCGCAGUCCCCGCUCCAGUCUAUCCGGCACUAGGAACAGCCCCGGGCUGCGAGACGGUCCCCGCCAUGUCUGCGGCCAUGAGGGAGAGGUUCGACCGGUUCCUACACGAGAAGAACUGCAUGACUGACCUUCUGGCCAAGCUCGAAGCCAAGACCGGCGUGAACCGGAGCUUCAUCGCUCUUGGUGUCAUCGGACUGGUGGCCUUGUACCUGGUGUUCGGUUAUGGAGCCUCUCUCCUCUGCAACCUGAUAGGAUUUGGCUACCCAGCCUACAUCUCAAUUAAAGCUAUAGAGAGUCCCAACAAAGAAGAUGAUACCCAGUGGCUGACCUACUGGGUAGUGUAUGGUGUGUUCAGCAUUGCUGAAUUCUUCUCUGAUAUCUUCCUGUCAUGGUUCCCCUUCUACUACAUGCUGAAGUGUGGCUUCCUGCUGUGGUGCAUGGCUCCGAGCCCUUCUAACGGGGCUGAACUGCUCUACAAGCGCAUCAUCCGUCCUUUCUUCCUGAAGCACGAGUCCCAGGUGGACAAUGUGGUCAAGGACCUUAAAGACAAGGCCAAAGAGACUGCAGAUGCCAUCACUAAAGAAGCGAAGAAAGCCACCGUGAAUUUACUGGGUGAAGAAAAGAAGAGCACCUAAACCAGACUGGAUGGAAACUUCCUGCCCUCUCUGUACCUUCCUACUAGAGCUUGAUGUUAUAUUAGGGACUGUGGUAUAAUUAUUUUAAUAAUGUUGCGAUGGAAACAAUUUUGAUAUAUUAAAGAUUGGAACGUGUUGUAAGUUUCUUUGCUUACUUUUACUGUCUAUAUACAUAGGGAGCACUUUAAACUUUUAAUGCAGUGGGCAGUGUCCAAGUUUUUGGAAAAUGUAUUUUGCCUCUGGGUAGGAAAAGAUGUAUGUUACUAUCUUGCAGGAAAUAUAAACUUAAAAUAAAAUUAUAUACCCCACAGGCUGUGUACUUUACUGGGCUCUCCCUGCAUGCAUUUUCUCUGCAGUUACACUUAGGAUAAUCUUUAUGGUUCUACUUCCUGUAAUGUACAAUUUUAUAUAAUUCUGAAAUGUUUUUAAUGUAUUUGUGCACAUGUACAUAUGGAAAUGUUACUGUCUGACUACAACAUGUAUCAUGCGCAUGGGGAGGGAGCAGGGGAAGGUUGUAUGUGUCAUAACUUCUGUACAGUAAGACCACCUGCCAAAAGCUGGAGGAACCAUUGUGUUGGUGUGGUCUACUAAAUAAUACUUUAGGAAAUAUGUGAUUAAUAUGCAAAUGAACAAAGUGAGAAAUGAAAUCGAAUGGAGAUUGGCCUGGUUGUUUCCCUAGUAUAUGGCAUAUGAAUACCAGGAUAGCUUUAUAAAGCAGUUAGUCACUCUAGUGAUAAAUCAGGAAAUUUACACACACACACACACACACACACACACACACACACACACACACGAGUAACCUGUAACUCUCAAUUCCCUGAAAAACUAGUAAUACUGUCUUAUCUGCUAUAAACUUUACAUAUUUGUCUAUUGUCAAGAUGCCACAAUGGAAACCAUUUCUGGUUUUAUCUUCAAAGCAGAGAAACAUGUUGAUUUAGUCUUCUUUCCCAAUCUUCUUUUUUAAACCAGUUUAAGGAACUUCUGGAGAUUUGUCCACCUCUGAUUACAUGUAUGUUCUUGUUUAUAUAAUUAGCAACAACAUGCUAAUGACGACACCUAGCUCUAAGAGCAAUUCUGGGAGAAUGAAAGGAAGUAUAAAGUAACCCAUAAUCUGCUUGGCAAUAGUUAAGUCAAUCUAUCUUCAGUUUUUCUCUGGCCUUUAAGGUCAAACACAAGAGGCUUCCCUAGUUUACAAGUCAGAGUCACUUGUAGUCCAUUUAAAUGCCCUCAUCCGUAUUCUUUGUGUUGAUAAACUGCACAUGACUACAUAGUAAGUACAGAACAAUAAAGUUAAAAUGGAUGUCUCCAUUGAUCUGCCAAAUUGUUAUAGAGAGCAAUUUGUCUGGACUAGAAAAUCUGAGUUUUACACCAUACUGUUAAGAGUCCUUUUGAAUUAAACUAGACUAAAACAAGUGUAAAACUAAACUAACAAGAUUAAACAUCCAGCCAGUACAGUAUUUUUUAAGGCAAAUAAAGAUGAUUAGCUCACCUUGAGAUAACAAUCAGGUAAGAUCAUAACAAUGUCUCAUGAUGUAAAAAAUAUUAAAGAUAUCAAUACUAAGUGACAGUAUCACUCUAAUAUAAUAUGGAUCACAGCAUUUAUUUUGGGGAGGAAAACAGUGGUGAUUACCGGCAUUCUAUUAAACUUAAAACUUUGUAGAAAGCAAACAAAAUUGUUCUUGGGAGAAAAUCAACUUUUAGAUUAAAAAAAAUUUUUUUAAGUGUCUAGGAGUAUUUAAAUCCUUUUCUCAUAAAUAAAAGUACAAUUUUCUUGGUGGCAGAAUGAAAAUUAGCAACUUCUAGCAUAUAGACUAUAUAAUCAGAUUGAUAGCAUAUAGAAUAUAUUAUCAGACAAGAUGAGGAGGUAUAAAAGUUACUAUUGCUCAUAAUGACUUACAGGCUAAAAUUAGUUUUAAAAUACUAUAUUAAAUUCUGAAUGCAAUGUUUUUUGUUCCCUUGAGACCGAAAUUUAAGUUAACUGUUGUUGGCAGUCUAAGCGUAAAUGUUAAUAGCAGGAGAAGUUACGAAUUGAGCAGUUCUGCCACAUGAUUUCCCAAAUGAAAUACUGCCUUGGCUAGAGUUUGAAAAACUAAUUGAGCCUGUGUCUGGCUAGAAAACAAGCGUUUAUCUGAAUGUGAACAGUGUUUCAAAGGUAUGUAGUUACAGAAUUCCUACCAAACAGCUUAAAUUCUUCAAGAAAGAAUUCCUGCAGCAGUUAUUCCCUUACCUGAAGGCUUCAAUCAUUUGGAUCAACAACUGCUACUCUGGGGAAAGAGUCCUCUACUCACAGCUGAAGAAAAUGAGCACACCCUUCACACUGUUAUCACCUAUCCUGAAGAUGUGAUACACUGAAUGGAAAUAGAUGUAAAUAAAAUUGAGUUCUCAUUUAA
Molecule: messenger RNA, 3282 nt
Organism: Nomascus leucogenys (northern white-cheeked gibbon)
Lineage: Eukaryota; Metazoa; Chordata; Mammalia; Primates; Hylobatidae
Gene: REEP5
Product: receptor accessory protein 5
Source: RefSeq, a predicted model, not a curated record